UCCCACAACACUCGAUCGAAUAUACUAACCAAACACAAAAAGCUCACUUUACUUUCCGAAUUCUCAAAAAAUGGCGAGAACCAAGCAAACUGCUCGCAAAUCAACCGGUGGAAAAGCACCAAGGAAGCAGUUGGCUACAAAGGCGGCGAGGAAAUCAGCUCCGGCGACCGGAGGAGUGAAGAAGCCACACAGAUUCAGGCCAGGAACUGUUGCACUAAGAGAGAUCCGUAAGUACCAAAAAAGUACCGAGCUUUUGAUCCGCAAGCUUCCAUUUCAGAGACUUGUGAGAGAAAUCGCUCAGGAUUUCAAGACGGAUUUGAGGUUCCAGAGCAGUGCUGUUGCUGCACUUCAAGAGGCGUCGGAGGCUUACUUGGUGGGUUUGUUUGAAGAUACUAAUUUGUGUGCGAUUCAUGCUAAGAGGGUUACAAUUAUGCCUAAGGAUAUGCAAUUGGCUAGGAGGAUUAGAGGGGAAAGGGCUUAGAUUUGGAUAAAAAAUUCGUUUCGGAUCUUUUUUGAUUGUAGAAAGUAAUGAGGGCUUGUGGGUUCGUGUUAUUGUGAUUUGCUUGUACUUGAUUCAAUGAAUAUUAUGAAGGCAUAUUUUCAAA
Lactuca sativa (garden lettuce) is the source of this 605-nucleotide messenger RNA. RefSeq names its product histone H3.2. The record is from RefSeq and is a predicted model, not a curated record. Gene Ontology annotation, cellular component: nucleosome. Lineage: Eukaryota; Viridiplantae; Streptophyta; Magnoliopsida; Asterales; Asteraceae. Gene Ontology annotation, molecular function: DNA binding; protein heterodimerization activity; structural constituent of chromatin.